GUUCAAUGCUCUACUCUCCAUAUUUAGGUUAGAAAAACGUUAUGUUGUUUUUUUGAGCUAAUAAUAAUUAAAUAAUUAAGCAAAAAUGGUAAAUGUUAUGAAAGGAAUUUUAGUCACCUGUGACGGUGCUAUGAAACAAUUUUUGCUUCAUCUUGAUGAUACCCUCAAACUGGGAAGAAAGUUUAUCAUUCAGGAUUUGGAUGAAAACCAUCUUUUUAUCUCGGCCGAUAUACUUGAUGUUCUACAAGCGAAAAUAGAUGAUCUAAUGGAUCAAAUAAGUUUCCCAUUAGCUGAAAAAGGACAAUAAAACUAGUGAUCUUGUGUGUAAUUUGAGACUGAAACAGUUUAGUGAACACUCCUUCCGGAACUCUUCUUAUCAGUACAAAUAUCUGAUCUUU
This is a messenger RNA of Coccinella septempunctata (seven-spotted ladybird), 398 nucleotides long. RefSeq names its product general transcription factor IIH subunit 5 (gene Tfb5). Gene Ontology annotation, biological process: transcription by RNA polymerase II; transcription initiation at RNA polymerase II promoter; nucleotide-excision repair, preincision complex assembly. The record is from RefSeq and is a predicted model, not a curated record. Gene Ontology annotation, cellular component: transcription factor TFIIH holo complex; transcription factor TFIIH core complex. The transcript is spliced from 2 exons. Lineage: Eukaryota; Metazoa; Arthropoda; Insecta; Coleoptera; Coccinellidae. The coding region runs from base 86 to 307 and encodes 73 amino acids.